AUGCUGGCGCCGAUCAUCACGAAGGACAUGAAGCUGUUCCCCACUCGACCGUUACCGGCCGGGAUUAAGAAUGUGCGUAGUCGUGCACAAAGCCUGGACCAAUUCAGUCAGGUGCAGAACAGCGGUAGUGCUCGUGGUCGUAUUGUGCCG
This is a messenger RNA of Strongylus vulgaris, 150 nucleotides long. NCBI's taxonomy places the organism in Eukaryota, Metazoa, Nematoda, Chromadorea, Rhabditida, Strongylidae. The record is from the annotation of a GenBank genome assembly.